AUGCUUUCACCUAACCAGAGUGUCAUGAACUAUAGCGGCGGCGAGAAAGGGGCUUUCUAUGACUGGGAGGCAACCGGUCCCUUCUCGCUCGGCCCCACUGGCCAUCUGGUCUCCGCUGUGUUCCUGGGCAUCAUCGGAUUGUUGGGCUUCAUCAACAAUUUCCUGGUGUUGCUGCUUUUCUACCGUUUCAAGGCACUGCGCUCGCCCGUUAACCUCCUGCUCGUUAACAUCUCGCUCAGCGACCUGCUCGUCUGCAUCCUGGGCACCUCUUUCAGCUUCGCUGCCAGCACCCAAGGGCGCUGGCUAAUCGGGAAAGCGGGCUGCAUUUGGUACGGAUUCGCGAAUACCCUUUUCGGAACUGUAUCGCUAAUAUCUUUGGCUGUACUUUCAUAUGACCGUUACAUUACAAUUACCGGGGUUGCAGAAGUGGACAGGACAAACUACCAGAGUGCCUUUGUUGGAAUUUCAGUAUCCUGGAUCUAUUCUUUGAUGUGGACAGUGCCACCUCUAUUUGGAUGGAGUAGCUACAGUCCUGAGGGACCAGGGACAACAUGCUCUGUGAACUGGUAUUCAAAAGACAUUGCCAAUGUGUCUUACAUUAUGUGUCUCUUCAUCUUCUGUCUGGUCAUCCCCUUUCUGGUGAUAAUCUGCUGUUAUGGAAAAAUUCUGCUGGCAGUGAAGAAGAUAAGAGUAAACAACUCCAUACGACGAGGGAAAGAGUACAAGGUGCUGUUCAUGGUGACAUGUAUGGUAAUUUGUUUCCUGCUCUGCUGGUUACCCUAUGGAAUUGUGGCUCUUGUGGCUACUUUAGGACAUCCUGGACUGAUCUCAUCACCUGCCAGCAUUAUUCCUUCAAUCUUUGCAAAGAGCAGCACUGUCUACAACCCCAUUAUCUAUGUAUUUAUGAACAGACAGUUCUACAAAUGCUUUAAAUCACUUCUGACCUGCCAGAGUUUGCCUCUUGAUUUAAACUCCAGAAGUCUCUCUAAGACUAUAAAAAAAUCACCGCACCAAUCGGAAGAACUACAACAAUGCAAGCUUCAUAAAGACCUCCAUAAUUCUACGAACAACUGAAAAUGAAGAUCACUGUGACAGCAAUUAAAACAGUACAAGUAAAUAACCUACCCAGUGAAGUUUCACACCCUCAGCUAUGUGCUGUAGUGAAUACCACACGACAGCAUAUAGUUAUUUCUGCUGGAAAGUCCAAAACACUUCAUCACUACUUUGUAAGGAACUUCUCAAGUUCUCGUGGAAACUGCAAAAUGUGUUAGCUUAAGAAUCAGCAAUUAAUUUGUAUCAGCAAUUAAAAUGAAAAAGAUUGCUGGAAACACUCAGCCGGUCAAGUAGCGUCUAUGGAUGAGGAAAAAAAAGUUAAUCUUUCAGGUUGACCAUAAAUUGUAAAAGAAGUAUUAACAUUCUGUAAACUAAAUGGCUUAUAAUGAAAGAAAAGUAAACAAAUGGAUUUAUUAUGUUGUUAGAAUAUAUAUAUAUAUAUAUAUAUGUGUGUGUGUGUGUGAUAAAAACCUAUCAUCAAAAAAAAUCAUUAUAUUUCAUUCUUAAGGCUGGUUUGUUGACUUUUUGCAGGUGUUUCUGAAUGAUAAUGCUGAGAAUACUUUUGUUGUAUAAUGAAAACCAGUGAACAUAUUUUGUUUUCCAAAAGCUUGCUAAAUGUUACGUUUGAUCUUUUAUUAGUGUUACCAUCAAAAGAGCUAAUCUUGGAACAAUUAUCCUUGAAUCAAAGGCUCAAUUACAACCAGUGAAAGAAGCCAACAAACAAAUUUGAUAGAGUGUAAAGCAAUGAUUUUCAUUUGGCUUUAGCACUUGUAGCUGGAAUACUUGGCAUUUCAAGCUGAUGUGUAGAGAAUGGAUUAAUUUUCAGCAGAAUCCAUAGAAAUGCAUUGAAAUUCAGAGCACAUUGUAAUUUAUUUCAGUAUGACUUCUGUUUAAUAUAGUAGUUGUUCACUUACUGCAGUAUUUUAA
Molecule: messenger RNA, 1980 nt
Organism: Mobula hypostoma (lesser devil ray)
Lineage: Eukaryota; Metazoa; Chordata; Chondrichthyes; Myliobatiformes; Myliobatidae
Product: opsin-3-like
Exons: 4
Coding region: 1-1074 (357 amino acids)
Biological process (GO): phototransduction; G protein-coupled receptor signaling pathway; cellular response to light stimulus
Cellular component (GO): plasma membrane; photoreceptor outer segment
Molecular function (GO): G protein-coupled photoreceptor activity
Source: RefSeq, a predicted model, not a curated record